CCCUAACUCUUGGAAAUGGCAGGUCUCUGUGGUCUCAAGAUCCUGCUGGUCUGUGCUGGGAUCAUCAUUUUGGCCAACUGCCAAGAUGGAGAUCAACCUGCAGGUCAACCAAAUAUAGCACAAGGUGCAAAUACAACAGCCACUCCUGCUCCUCCUGCAAGCACCUUACCCUCACCUUCACCCUCACCCUCAACCACACCCUCAACCACACCAAAAUUAGACUCUCAGGCAAACACCACUCAAUCCCAGACUUCACCUCCAAUCACCAUUUCCAUCACUACAGUGACUCCCACUAAAGCCACCACACCAGCCCCUCCACAGUGUUCUUACACUGUCAAAGCCAUCAGGUUUGGCUUCCAGAUUGACAUGAUGACCUCUACUACUGGCAACUACACAAUAAACAUUAAAGAAAAGGGACGACCAAAGACUGAAGAAAGAUCCACCGUUCAUUCCUUCAUUCAAAACUCCAAACAUGAAAUCAAAGACCUGAAGCCCUGUACUGAAUAUGAGCAUAAUGUGACAUUUAUUGAUAGUGCUGGCAAUGUAACAUCCUGUAACAACACUGAAAAUAAAACACAGACAAUUACAAUAAGUGAAGGUGACAUUAGUGAAGGCAGCUGCAAGCCUGGAUACGUUUGUUACCGGAGUGAUUGGGACAUCAGCUCUUCACUAUUUUCAUCAAAUAAUAUUCCAGCUGAGAAAUGCACAAAUGAUAGUACAUUUUUCUGUAUCAAACCUCGUUACGAUGACAUUUGCACAGAUUUGACUACAACCUUCACUUCAGAAACCUGUUUGAGUUCCUUUAACCUCACCAGAAGCAUCACUGUUGAUUCCUUAGAUCCUGAAAUAAAUCAGACGUUUCUAAAUGAACUUCCUGUAAAAAUAGAAUCAAUAAAACCAAAAUUACCUCCAAACUGCAACCAUCUCACCAUUGAUUACACCUGUCGGGAAAAUGGAAACAAUCACACCAAGGAGCUGUCUGAGCUGGAGCCCUUCACAGAAUACAGCUGUAAUGGUCAGAUCAAGGAAAACAACGUCACCAUUAAAAACACAUCUACUUUCAACUUCAGGGUUGACUGUGAUCUUACAAUAAAUUACAUAAAGGAGAGUGCAACCAAUACCACUAGUACCUCCAUUUAUCUGAGAUGGAGCACGACCAGUAAGAACUGUCAAGAUGUCCUUCCUAAUCUUCAGAAGCUUUCUUACGACUGCAGUUGUACUCCCUCAAAUAAGAAACACAGAAGUACAACUAACAAACUACCAUCAGGAGGAACAUGUAAUAUUACUGGACUGGAACCAUUCCAAGUCUAUACCUGUGUAGUCCAACCCAAAUACAACGACAAGAAAGUUCCCGAACAAAAGAAGAGAGUUACAGAGGAGACUAAGAGUGGAAAACCAGAUGAUAUAGAUAAACUGUUGGUGGCAGUUCCAGAGAAUAACGUGAUAACAGUAACCUGUGAUAAAUCUAGAAAAGUCAUGUUUAACGGACCUCGUAAAAUAUUCAAUGCAAGUCUUCUUUAUGCUGGUGUCACUCAGAAGAAAUGGAAAGAAGACAAAUGCGACUUUGUAUUCAAAGAUCUAAGCUACUCAACGGAAUACAAACUGGAGGUGACUGCUUUCAACGGACAUUUUCACAGCAAAACCGAGAUAAAAUUUGUUACCACUCGCUACAAUGACAAAGCUCUCAUUGGUUUUCUGGUCUUCUUCAUCAUCAUUGCUUUUGUGGCCUUGGUUCUAGCGGCCUACAAGAUCUACCGUUACAGAAAGUCCAAAAAUGAUGUGAGAGGGGAUGUGAUGCUUGAACCAACAGAAAUUUAUGUUAAUGUACCUCGAUAUAAAUACCAUCAUAAGGACACACUCUGAUGAAGAAAGACCUGAUGGAGCUGCAAAAUAAAUCAUUUACUCCUUUUUGUUUUUCUGUAUAAAGUAGGCCAUUUA
Molecule: messenger RNA, 1938 nt
Organism: Sander lucioperca (pikeperch)
Lineage: Eukaryota; Metazoa; Chordata; Actinopteri; Perciformes; Percidae
Product: receptor-type tyrosine-protein phosphatase C-like
Exons: 15
Coding region: 16-1863 (615 amino acids)
Molecular function (GO): protein binding
Source: RefSeq, a predicted model, not a curated record